GUAAAUCUUUACUUUUCUCUUUUUCAAUGCGCAGCCUAGCUUCGUUCCACCAUGCCAACAUUUCCCACGUCGUGAGAACCACCACUUUGAAGAUCCGACUAUAGCUUUGCCUUUUGGAUUCUGGCCUUUGCGUCCAUUUCACAGUCAUUAUAUUAUGGCUUUGUGGAAGUUAUCUCUCACCUGGGUCUUCUCCUGGAUUCUCGUUCUAGGAGCUUUGGGUUACGUUGCAGCUAAAUUAAUUAUCCGUCUCUUAGCUGUCUCCCAGAAUACUCCGGUUCCCAAAUGGCGAUUAAACCAGUCUCCUAUCCACCUCCUUGUCGUCCUCGGGAGUGGCGGGCAUACAGCCGAGAUGUUCUCAAUGUUACGGCGAAUGCAGCUUGAUCCGUCCAAAUAUACUUAUCGAACAUACGUUUUAAGCUCGGGAGACAAUUUCAGCGCCGCAAAAGCAGUAGAAUUCGAAACAGCUCUCCUCAAACAGAGAAAGUUGAAGCCGUCUACCGACGGUCAAACUACAGAGUCAGAGUCAGGAGGAGCUUACACAAUUGUCACCGUCCCACGCGCGCGCCGUGUACACCAAUCUUACUUCACAUCUCCAUUUACGACUCUCCAGUCCUUCUGGUCCUGUCUACUUGUUCUCCGUGGCCUCCAUCCGGACCAACAAGCAGCAUCCUCGAAGCUACCUUCUCCUUACCCUGAUCUCAUCCUCACCAAUGGUCCAGCCACAGCUGUCUGCGUCGUCUUGGCUGCUCGAAUUCUCCGGUUAUAUCAGUCAUGCGUGAUGGCUCUAUUUCCCAGCAAAGUGUACCCCCAUGCAAGAUCCCUAGCUGAUCCCAGGUCGGGACGAAACGCUCCGUUAUCAGGCGACUUGCGGCUGCGUACGAUUUUUGUAGAAUCCUGGGCACGGGUAACGACUCUGAGUCUAUCUGGGAAAUUGCUGUUGCCUCUUGUCGACCGAUUUCUUGUUCAGUGGCCCGCUCUCGAAGGAAAAAGAGCCUGGAGGGGAAUGAGGAAGACCGAGUACGUUGGCACGCUUAUGGACUGACCCGAAUUGUUCCAUGUAAGAUAGACCCUGCGAAAAUCAUAAGCAAGGAAUUG
This is a messenger RNA of Aspergillus ochraceoroseus IBT 24754, 1095 nucleotides long. Its product is annotated as glycosyltransferase family protein. The transcript is spliced from 3 exons. Gene Ontology annotation, cellular component: UDP-N-acetylglucosamine transferase complex. NCBI's taxonomy places the organism in Eukaryota, Fungi, Ascomycota, Eurotiomycetes, Eurotiales, Aspergillaceae. The record is from RefSeq and is a predicted model, not a curated record. Gene Ontology annotation, biological process: dolichol-linked oligosaccharide biosynthetic process. Bases 155 to 1042 code for a protein of 295 amino acids.